GAAAGGACUUGGGCAUCAAUGCCCAGCAAGCAGCCCCUCGGCCCGUCGCCGCGGUCCGUCUACCGCCGCGCACGCGCGCUGCACGCCGCUUGGGACAUCGCCCACGGUCUCGGCGUGUGCGCGGUCUCGCUCUACCUCCUUGCGCGGCAGCGCGACCCCGCCCUUGUCGGCGGCGGGUGCGAGCCGCUGCAGUGCCGCGUCGGCGCCGUCUGGCGCGCGGCGUCCGCCGACCCGCUCGAGGCGGCCUGCGCCUGCUUCACCAACUUUUUCUUCGUCUCGAUGUGCGGCAACUCGCCCGCCGCGUGGGCGGCGGCGCUCUGGUUCGCGAGCGUGGACGAGGUGGCGUGGGGCGCGUUUGCGGCGGGGGUGGCGGCGCGCUGGGGCGACCUGUACGACGGCGGCGCCGGCUACGCGUACGGCGUCUGCACCUUCCUCUUCUUCCUUGUGCCGUACCUCCUCCACGGCGCCCUCCUCCUCCCUCUCGAGCUCUGGAGCCCGGCCGUCGCCGCAGGGACUCCGUACAAGCUCCAGCCGCAGAGGAGGGUCGACGCUGGCCGCAUCCCGCGCGUGGUGGCCGUGUCUGUGCUCGAGCUGUGCUUGGUCGGGCUGCCCUACGUGCUCGCCCUCGCCCACCUCUCCGUCGCAUCGCGCGGCGAGCGCGGCGUGAGGCUGGAGGGGGCCCUUCCCAGCUACGCGGAGCGCGCGUGGAUGCUGCUCGCUCAUCUGUUGGUCAACGAGGUGCUCUUCUUCUACGCCCACUGGGCGCUGCACCAGGGCCCCCUCUACCGCCGCAUCCACAAGAUCCACCACGAGUUCACCGCGCCGUUUGCACUAGCCGCCGUGCACGCCCACCCGCUCGAGCUCCUCACGGCGGACUUAGUCCCCUUCACCGCCGGCUUCGUCCUCUUCCGGCCUCACAUCUUCUUUGUCUUUUUGUGGAUCGUCGGCGCUGCCCUCGGCACCCAGACGCACCACUCGGGCUACCGCCUCCCCUGGAUCGCAGCCUUCGACGAGCAGCCAGACUUCCACGACUUUCACCACCAGCGCUUCAGCUGCUGCUACGGCAACAUCGGCUGGCUCGACUCGCUGCACGGCACAUCGAGGCCGUACCGCGAGGCUCAGGCGGCGGCCGAAGCGAGGCGAGACAAGGCGCAGGACCGGUGGGAGGAGGAGCGGGAAGAGCGGGAGGAGCGGGAGGAGCGGGAGGCGAGGCGGGGGCAGCGGUGCCGUGCGUCCGCCACCAAGGCCGCCGAGGCGGAGGUGGAGGAGGAGGGGGAGGAGGAGGCGGGGGCGGCGGCGGCGGGCGCCAAGCGGCGGGCCGCCGCGCGCGUCGCGCGGCCUCGCAACUGGCCGCUCUCCACGGCGCUCAGCACGGCGGUCGGGCUGCACUCGCCGCUCGAGCAUGGCUGAGUUCUGGACUCGGCGGGUGGCUGUGUGGCAGGGUGCGCGCGGGCGCGCCGGCAGCUGCCGGCAGACCCAGACGGCGCAGCCGCGUCUGAUCAUGCGGGACGAAGACGCCACGGGGUGGUGGGGGGGUGGCGGGUGCAUUGUAGGAUGUAGGAGUAGGUCUGGCUGAUUGACUGAUAGGUUCAUAGGAAGGUCCCUGUCGCGCUAUCUCUAGCGCAAGGGUCGAGGGAGGGGGCGAGUUUGAGAACUCUACAUCUACUGUUUU
Molecule: messenger RNA, 1672 nt
Organism: Emiliania huxleyi CCMP1516
Lineage: Eukaryota; Haptophyta; Isochrysidales; Noelaerhabdaceae
Product: sterol desaturase
Exons: 3
Coding region: 19-1410 (463 amino acids)
Biological process (GO): sterol biosynthetic process
Molecular function (GO): iron ion binding; C-4 methylsterol oxidase activity
Source: RefSeq, a predicted model, not a curated record